This is a messenger RNA of Erigeron canadensis, 972 nucleotides long. Its product is annotated as craniofacial development protein 2-like. The record is from RefSeq and is a predicted model, not a curated record. Gene Ontology annotation, cellular component: nucleus. NCBI's taxonomy places the organism in Eukaryota, Viridiplantae, Streptophyta, Magnoliopsida, Asterales, Asteraceae. The transcript has 3 exons. Bases 1 to 972 code for a protein of 323 amino acids. Gene Ontology annotation, biological process: chromatin remodeling.
AUGGUCAACUAUGUGAGGUCAUGUCCUUCGGAUUUAGGGGCGGGCAGGCAUAGGGGGGUUUUGGCUAAAGUAAAGAGAACCUUUAGGCUUAGAUUCGGCAGUUGGAAUGUAGGCACCCUUACGGGAAAGUUUUUAGAACUAGCAGAUGCCCUGGGUAGAUGUAAUGUAGACAUUGCAUGCUUUCAAGAAACUAAGUGGACGGGGAAAAGUACUAGAAAGGUGAAUGGAUACAAGCUAUGGUACUCUGGAGCGCCUAAGUCGAUUAAUGGAGUAGGGAUCAUCGAACGACUUAAAGACUUCGUUGUGCUCGUGGAAAGACACGGGGAUAGGUUGAUGUUGUCGGGCUUGGGAGCGGGAGAGAAGAAAAGUUUUUGGGACUCACUGGAUGAGCUUGUGAGGAGCUGCCCUGUUGACCAACGACUAGUGUUAGGAGGAGACUUACACGGGCAUAUAGGAGUUGAGUCAGACGGCUACGCGAGUGUACACGGGGGUUUAGGGUUUGGAGUGAGGAACGAUGAGGGUCGCACGAUAUUGGACUUUGCUACUGCCCACGAUCUGGUUAUUGUAAACUCUUUUUUCCGAAAGAGGGAUUCUCAGAUGAUUACCUUUCAGAGUGGCCUAAAUAAAACUCAAAUCGACUACUUUUUGGUGCGUAAAGGCGAUUUUAGGGCUUGCAAAGAUUGCAAGGUACUCCCGAGAGAGGCGGGUUUCUCCCAACAUAAACUUUUGGUAAUUGAUUUGCUCCUGAGUAGAAGAGCAACCAAGACAGAGAAGGCUGUAAAACCAAGAAUCCUCUGGAAAAACCUGAUGGGUGAAGCAGCAGAGAGGUUUAGGUCGGAGACUAGUUCAAGGUUCACAAAGGAGAUAAGAGAAGGUUCGCAUAUGGAAGCUGAUGAGUUGUGGACACUCUUGGCAGGGGGUAUGAGGGAGACGGAAAAGGAGGUACUAGGGGUAACUAGAGGAACUGGAUGA